CGAUGACGUCAUGAGCAGUCCGGACCAACCAGUCUGUUGAAUCACCUCUGUGCGGUUUGGACUCUGCGGUUUUCUCUACUUUUCUACUUACCUGAUGAACUCGUGCUCACGGUUACCGAGAGAAAUGGUCAGCGUGACGAGUACUCUCUGACGGAGGCCAAACUCUGAGGUGGAGGAGGUUGUAAAGAGGCCCUGAAGGAGCCUCCCGCCCUCCCUACCUGACCAGACGGACGCAUCGAACAGCCAUGGCUCCUCGGAAACGUGGCGGCGGCGGCCGCAGUGGCCUCUCCUUCAUCUUCUGCUGUUUUAACAGCAGCGAUCACCCCGAGAUCACCUACAGGCUCAGGGAGGACUUCGCCCUGCAGGCCAUGGAGCCCUCACUGCCGAUGCCCGGAUAUGACGAGCUGGAUGGCAUGUUCUCCGAGUUGGUGGACGAGCUCGACCUUUCAGAGAAACACAGGGAAGCCAUGUUCGCUCUGCCUGCAGAGAAGAAAUGGCAAAUCUACUGCAGCAAAAAGAAGGAACAAGAAGAAAACAAAAGUGCAACUAGCUGGCCAGAAUACUACAUCGAUCAGCUUAACUCAAUGGCAGCUAGAACGACGCUCCUCGCUCUGGAGAAAGAAGACGAGGAAGAGAGGAACAAAACUAUCGAGAGCUUGAAAACGGCUCUGAGGACACAACCUAUGAGGUUCGUGACGCGUUUUAUUGACCUGGACGGUCUGACAUGUAUCCUAAACUUCCUGAAGAGCAUGGACUACGAGACCACAGAAUCGCAGAUCCACACGUCUCUGAUCGGCUGCAUCAAAGCGCUGAUGAACAACUCGCAGGGCCGCGCCCACGUCCUCUCUCACACCGAGAGCAUCAACAUCAUCGCUCAGAGCCUGGCCACAGAGAACAUCAAGACCAAGGUGGCGGUGCUGGAGAUAAUGGGCGCCGUGUGUCUGGUGCCCGGCGGACACAAAAAGAUCCUGGAGGCCAUGCUGCACUACCAACGCUUCGCCUGCGAGAGGACACGGUUUCAGACUCUUAUAAACGAUCUGGACCGGAGUACAGGGCGAUACAGAGAUGAGGUCAACCUGAAAACAGCCAUCAUGUCCUUUAUAAACGCUGUGCUGAGUCAGGGCGCUGGAGAGACAAGUGUGGAAUUCCGUAUCCACCUACGAUAUGAGUUUCUCAUGCUGGGAAUCCAACCUGUGAUCGAUAAGCUACGCUCUCAUGAAAACUCCACGCUAGACAGGCAUUUAGACUACUUUGAGAUGCUGCGGAACGAGGAUGAGCUGGCUCUGUCCAAACGUUAUGAGUCGGUACAUAUAGAUACCAAAAGUGCCACCCAAGUUUUUGAUCUCAUCCGCAAGAAGAUGAACCACACAGACGCACACCCGCACUUUAUGUCUGUCCUGCACCACUGUCUCCUCAUGCCACACAAGAGAAGCGGUAACACGGUGCAGUACUGGCUGCUCUUGGACCGUAUCGUCCAGCAGAUGGUCCUGCAGAACGACAAAGGUCACGACCCCGACGUCGCACCACUGGAGAAUUUCAACGUGAAGAACGUUGUUCGGAUGCUGGUUAAUGAAAAUGAGGUCAAACAGUGGAAAGAGCAGGCAGAGAAAAUGAGAAAAGAGCACCACGAGCUGCAGCAGAAGUUUGAUAAGAAGGAGCGAGAAUGUGACGCCAAGACUCAGGAGAAGGAGGACAUGAUGCAGACGCUCAACAAGAUGAAAGAGAAGCUGGAGAAGGAGAGCACGGAGCACAAGAACGUCAAGCAGCAAGUGUCCGAACUCACCGCCCGCCUGCACGAACUCAGCAUCAGACAGGCAGCUGUUGUUCCCGGAGGUCCGCGCUCCCACCCGGCCCCCCCCGGUGGUCCUAUGCCUCCUCCGCCGGUACCCUCUUUCGCAGGGCUGUGCCCACCUCCCCCGCCACCCCCUGGGGGCAUGAUGCCUCCUCCGCCUCCCCCACCCCCUCCUCCGGGUGGACCCCCGCCUCCUCCUGGACGUAUGCCCGUGGGAGGUAUCCCUCCCCCGCCGGGAGCACCCCUGGGACCCUCCCUAAAGCAGAAGAACAUUCCCCAGCCGGCCAACGCGCUCAAGUCCUUCAACUGGUCCAAGUUAGCUGAGAAUAAACUGGAGGGCACAGUGUGGAUGGAUGUGGACGAUGCCAAGGUGUUUAAAAUCCUGGAUCUGGACGACAUUGAGAAGACCUUCUCCGCCUAUCAGAGGCAGCAGGACUUCUUUUUGAUCAAUAACAGCAAACAGAAAGAGGCAGAAGACGACACGCUGAGCUCUAAAAAAGUCAAGGAGCUGUCAGUCAUUGAUGGCCGUCGUGCUCAAAACUGCAACAUCCUCCUCUCGAGGCUGAAGCUUUCAAACGAGGAGAUGAAGAGAGCCAUUCUCACCAUGGACGAACAGGAAGACCUUCCCAAAGACAUGCUGGAGCAGCUGCUGAAGUUUGUCCCAGAAAAAAGCGACGUGGACCUCCUGGAGGAGCACAAACACGAGCUCGACCGAAUGGCAAAACCCGACCGCUUCUUCUAUGAGAUGAGCAGAAUAAACCACUACCAGCAACGGCUGCAGUCUUUGUACUUCAAGAAGAAGUUUGCAGAGAGGAUAGCUGAGAUCAAACCCAAAGUUGAAGCUCUGAGCAGGGCGUCUAAGGAGAUUCUACACAGCAAGAACCUAAUGCAGCUGCUGGAGGUGGUGCUGGCCUUUGGAAACUACAUGAACAAAGGGCAGAGGGGGAACGCUUACGGCUUUAAGGUGUCUUCACUCAACAAGAUCGCUGAUACCAAGUCCAGUAUCGACAAAAACAUCACUCUCCUGCACUACCUGAUCACCAUCCUGGAGAAGAAGUACCCCAAAGUCCUGAUGUUCCAGGAGGACCUGAAGAGUCUCUCAGAGGCAGCCAAAGUCAACAUGACUGAGAUGGAAAAAGAUAUCGGCAACCUGCGCACCGGCUUGAAAAAUGUGGAGAGUGAACUGGAAUACCAGAAGAACCGACCGCAGGUACACGGCGACAAGUAUGUGUCGGUGGUGAGUCAGUUCAUCACGGUUGCCAGCUUCAGCUUUUCCGACGUGGAGGAUUCGCUCAUCGAGGCAAAGGAACUGUUCCUGAGGGCAGUAAAGCACUUUGGUGAGGACGCCAGUAAGAUGCAGCCAGAUGAGUUCUUCGGCAUCUUUGACCAGUUCCUGCAGUCGUUCGCUGAGGCGCAGCAGGAGAACGAGAACAUGCGGAAACGCAAAGAGGAGGAGGAGCGCAGAGCCAAAAUGGAAGCUCAGCUGAAAGAGCAGAGGGAGAAGGAGCGAAAGGCUCGGAAAGCGAAGGCGAACGGGGAGGACGAUGGCGGCGAGUUCGACGACUUGGUGUCGGCGCUGCGAUCAGGCGAGGUCUUCGACAAGGACCUCUCCAAGAUGAAGCGCAACCGCAAGCGUAUCAACAGCCAGAACACGGACGCAAGCAGAGAGCGACCGGUCACAAAGCUCAACUUCUGAGAUGGGCGUUUGUUUCGCUCACCCACCCCGGCUCAUCAUUAGUUUCCCUCUGGGUCAAACUGACAUGCACAUUCCUCCGCACCCUCCUCCCACCCAGCUCGCCCUUGCAUCACCGCUGCAGAGCCACACACAGCACAACACAUUCAGAACCUUUCAUUGUCCGAGGAGUUUGAUGUUGAACGGAGCAGAAGCCAAAAGUUGUUAAAACGACCAAAUCAGAUAAUCCCCGCCCCCCCCUGGAGGAUCGGUGUGGUCACAUGAAAUGUUUUUAAGACGAUUGUCGUGCAAGAGCAGGCUGUUGGAGAACGUUUCCCUCCGAGGUGUAAAAGAUGCUCAUGCUUGUUUGUUAGGAUCCUAUCUGUGCUGUUUUUGUACGUCAGAAUCUAUGCACAGAAUGAAAUGUGCAGCUAGUUCCUCCUUCAGGAAGAUGAUUCCAUUAAAGACGUAAGGGGCCAUUUUAUACGGACCGGUUUCAUAGAUUGAGAGGACCUGGGUUCACGGCGGGAGUCGUCCAAGAGAGCGUUUUCUGGAGAAAGACUGAGUCUGAACAGGCUGCUGUCCUGCAGUCAGAACCAUCACAGGGUUGUGAUGUGGUGUGCAAGAGACGCAGCUCGGAAGUUUAUUUUCUACUCAUCAUUAUUGACGUGCAGCAUUUAUAUAUCCGAUCACUGUAUGUUUUAUUUUUCCUGUUAAGAGCUGGCCUUAACUCUGUUGUUUUAAUUGUUGAGUGGGUACUCUCUAAGGCCUGGGCCUAAUCUGCAAUUUCUCAACAUGUAUGGACACUCAUGUCAUAGAUUACAUAUAUCUAUAAGGUUGCGUGCUUGUUACACAUGCACAUAUACAUUCAUAAUUACUAUGCUAAAUGCCAUUUAAAAAUAACAAGUGGAUGCAAUACUAUUGUCCUUCCCCUCUGAAGGGAGUGCCCUCCUUCAUGUUUUAUUGCAUAGAUGACAUAUGUUUCCUGUACACUGGCUGGAUUCACACUGCAAAAAAAAAAAAAAGGGAAAUCUCCGACUUGAAUCUCUGUGUGUUGCACAUGUGAUGUUUUCAUUCUCGUACAAAACAUCCCAUGUGGACGUAAAACGUAAGUUACAGCUGUAACUAUGGUUCUAUGAAUCCCGGAUGACCGCCAGAGGCGGUGCUUUAAGCACUGGAUAUGUCCAUCCUGCGCAUGCUCAAAAUGGACAUAUCCAGUGCUUAAAGCAGCGCCAAUGGCGGUCAGUAGGGAUGAAAUAGAACCUUAGAUUUUAAUUUGUUCCCUUGGCUGUGUGAAUCUAACCAAUGUCAAACACCUCCAUUUUAUAAUUUAAAUAUUUCCUUUCAUUGUAAAAUGACCUGAUGAUAAUAAAUGGGAGAAAACAUG
Molecule: messenger RNA, 4851 nt
Organism: Eleginops maclovinus (Patagonian blennie)
Lineage: Eukaryota; Metazoa; Chordata; Actinopteri; Perciformes; Eleginopidae
Product: disheveled-associated activator of morphogenesis 1-like
Biological process (GO): actin cytoskeleton organization
Cellular component (GO): stress fiber
Molecular function (GO): small GTPase binding; actin binding
Source: RefSeq, a predicted model, not a curated record